Molecule: messenger RNA, 3111 nt
Organism: Bactrocera oleae (olive fruit fly)
Lineage: Eukaryota; Metazoa; Arthropoda; Insecta; Diptera; Tephritidae
Source: RefSeq, a predicted model, not a curated record
CAACAAAAGCGAGUUAGAACACACCGAAAAAGAACUUAGUAUUGAAGGUGUCUCUGGCGGGAAUGGAACAAGAAAAGAAAAAUAAAACAGUGGUAUACAAUAAAAACAACAAUAAACAAAACGAAAAACGUGCAAAAAUCAUUGGGAAAGUUGCCUGCAACAUGAAAACAGCCAAUGAACCGUGUCGCAGCCUGCGAGGGAGUGCAAGUGUUUUGGCUUUGGCCGCACUCUGCUCACUCUUCACACCGGUAGUUAUGCCACCCAACUACUUACACCGGAGCUAUUAACAAUAUCGUUGGCAACGUGGAUAAAUAUGUGCCACUAAAUGUGGCACAUGGUAUUUUUCGAGUACUCUUCGCUCCAACUUAUGCCCCAAUCGCUGUGCGGUGGAUGCGCUCUUGAAACAGUCAACGCGCGACCACCGACUCUACUGAACCAGCUGGCAUAAUAGCCGGGAUAUCGGUAUCAGCGAAAUAAAUGGCAUUUGUAUUGACUGCUUAUUGCCAAACUUCGUUUCGGCUAAAAUGAAAAAAAAAAUUCAAGAAAUAAAACUAAUAAUAAAAAAAUGAAACUGAAAAUCUAAGCAAGGCAAACCAAAUCAAUAAAUACCAAUUUUUAUGGCAUUGUAUUUGCAUUAAUUAUUGAUGAAAAUAGUAAAAAUCGUGCUACAAAAGAGUGGAGCGGUUGUGCGCUUAAGGGUGUUUUUUUUUACCGUUGCUGUUGGCGAGUGUGCCGUGCGUGCGUGUAAUUCAGUCAGUCUCGUUGUGAAUAACAUGAGCUAAGCUAUAUUAACAACCAAAACACGUUAAAUACUUGAAUUUGAUUGAAUCAAGCAGAAGCGCCUAAAAGCAGGCUAUUACGGCGAAAAUUAAAACGAGCGUGUGCCACACCAGCCAGUUUGUCGACAGUUGGUGCGCGUUUUUAAGACCCGCUUUAAUGGCUUUGUCGCUUAGUACGCGUCAAGCGGUUUCGCAAAUGCCAUCCACCGCAUGGCCACGGCAGACACAGCAGCACCAACGUUCACCUGCUGCCAUGCAGCAGAGUCAACAGCGCGCGUCCAUGCACUUGCGUCUGCAGAAGCAGCAUUCAUUUAGCGAAGCCAAUCGGACGCAGCCAAUUGGCGCCGGCGGUGGUGGUCAUUUCUUGGCUGCGCGUAGAACCGGUAGUGGUUACCUGACACGUGGUCUCUCUGUGGAUCGUUCGCUGGAGAGUAUACGUCAGAAGACAGCUGCGGCGCAUGAAGCGCAAAACAAACGCAUUAGUAUGCGAAAAUCCGCUAAAAGUGGCGCUGUGGGAUUGAAAGGCAAUAAAAAUGCAACUCUUGCCGAGGGGAAGUUCGGUUAUACGCGUGCAGGUUCAACGUCGUCACUUUUAAAGUCUUUGGAUCAAGAGUUGAAACAAGUUAACGGUCAGUUAGGGCAGCGGCAGCGUUACAGUGGCAAUAGCGCGUGUGUUCCAGCAAAUAUUGAAGAUCAGUCUGAGGCAGAAAGUCUCAGCAGCGAGUCAAAUACGCUGCUGCCACCAUCCGAGCAUCAGGUUAAAGCUGCAAAUUCCUCGCCAACACUCAAGCGGCAUAACAGUAAAGUAAAUUUGAAUAUUGUGCUUUCACAUGCUAUUAAUUACAAGCCAACAAACGGCAACGAAUCCAAUACCAGUGAUAUUGAAAGUGCUUCAGAAGUCACUGAGCACAAACGCAAGACCACAACACAAGCGCGUACGCUGCGCACCGAUUUGCCUGCACGUACUCUUGCGCCAGCAGUGAGCACUACGGCUGCUGCCACUACAACAACAACUGCCAAUGAAACUGUCCAACAACGUCGCGCACAAUUUCGUUCUAGUCGCAAUGUCACACUAAAUACAAGCACUAACUUGGCAGCAAGUGUGCCCACCGCAAAUAACGCCACUGUAGUUAUUAAUCAGCAGGAGGACGUAGGCGCCGCGCCCUUGAUUUCCAAUACUAGUGGUGGCGCAUUCAACGCCGCACCAUCGCUAAUCGUACAGCGUCGACCGCCUUUGGUGCGUGCUAUGUCUGCGCCGGUGCGUUCUCGUUCGCUCGAUGAGAAUGCCAAAGGUGUGUUUGCGUUUCAAAAACGUAAAUUGCGUCGUCGUAAGCCGAUCACGCGUAACGCCAGCGUUUGUGAGAAAAAUGAUGAUGAUGUACUUUUUGAUUUGAAUGGUGUUAAUGGCAAAAAACCGCCAAUAUCGCGUACACGUUCCACAUUGGCGGUCGAUGUGAUUACACUUGUUUCGCUCGUCAGCUCUGAAGGUAGCGACUCGGAAAAAGAAGAUAGCCCACCGGAAACUGGGCAGCGCAAUAUAGAACGUUCGCGUAGCACUGGUGCACCCACAUUGCGAAAGACGGGUAAAUCAGUUUCCUUCCAAGAGAACUAUCCCCCAAACUUUCAACUUGCUACAAAGGAAUAUUCACAUAUGAUACGUCGCGGCUCGAUUGCACCAUUAGCUGCACGCUUACGCUCUAACCGACCACCAACAGCACCGCCAGUAUCAAUUUUCAUGAGUGAAGCAAAUGGCAACAAUGCAAUGACAACAAAUACCACAGAAAACUUGGAAAUCAGCAAUAGUGGUGACUCAAAUGCCAACAAUGUCUUGGAUAGCACGCAAAACACCGCGAAAGGCGCAACCGAGCUUGUAAGUAAUGACAAACAAAACGAAGAAUAUAUCUGCCCGGAAUACGUGCGCACGUUGAAGGAGCGCGAGUGUUGGAAAUUAUAUCGUAAAAUGUCUGUUAAAGGUGUUAGUGUCACUUAUGAGACGGUGUUGCGUGGCAUGCUGACACCGACUGAAUUUCGACAAAUACAAAAACAACGUGAAAUUGAAGAAGCAAAAGCACGCGCUUUGGAAGAGGAGAAGGAUGCAACACUUGAACAACAGACACCCACUUCAGCAGUAGAUCGUUUAACGCAGAAAUUGUUGAAAAAGUAGUUGAAAUUUCAAAAAUAUAUAUAUUCUUAUCUGAAUACUGCAACUAAAAUAUAGUUUAAAAUGUAAUCAUAUAUACUAUAUGUAGUGAAUUGUUGCACAGUUAGGAUAAAGCUUUGUUAUAUUGUGCAUUUUUUAAUAAAAUUCACAUAAGUGCGCUUACUUAGAACA